AUGCAUGAGAAGCUCCGCGGCAUCGGCGAGGCGACCGCGCUCUUUUCAGAACUUGCUAGGGCAGAGGCCCUGUCCACCCUGGCGUCCCUCGAGGGGUCGCCAGGGCCCGCCGCGGCCCUGGCGAGGCCCGUGGGCGGCCUGCUCCUCAUCGACGCCUACGCCCUCGCGAUGGCCGGGCACGAGUCGCUCGCGCCGACGCGGGCGCUCCCGGCGCUGGCCACGCCGGAGACCAAGGCGAACUUCGUGAAGUACAAGCGCCGGAUGAUCGCGUACAAGGCGGACCUCGACGUGACGGCGCAGCUGCGCGCGUUUGCCGAGGGUUUGCACCCGCGCCUCGGCGCCGACAGCGCCGUCCACCUCUUGGAGGGCUGCCGCGACGUCCUCGGCUUGAUCGCCGCCGAGGUGCGCGGCGCGCCUCCGCCGCGUGGGCGCGGCACGUCGCAGCUCCGGCAGGUGUCGCUGCUCCUCAACUAUGAGCGGCGGCGGCGGCAGCUGGGCGAGGCGCUCGCCGACGAGCGGCGUGUCGAGCUCGAGCUGGCGGCGCGCCGCCAGCAGGCCGCCGUCGACGCCGCGCUCGCCGACGAGCGGCGGCGCUCCGCACAGUAA
Emiliania huxleyi CCMP1516 is the source of this 606-nucleotide messenger RNA. RefSeq lists its product as hypothetical. The record is from RefSeq and is a predicted model, not a curated record. NCBI's taxonomy places the organism in Eukaryota, Haptophyta, Isochrysidales, Noelaerhabdaceae. The coding region runs from base 1 to 606 and encodes 201 amino acids. The transcript has 4 exons.